This is a messenger RNA of Cicer arietinum (chickpea), 1224 nucleotides long. RefSeq lists its product as uncharacterized. The record is from RefSeq and is a predicted model, not a curated record. NCBI's taxonomy places the organism in Eukaryota, Viridiplantae, Streptophyta, Magnoliopsida, Fabales, Fabaceae.
UGACACGAGACAAAUAUACUUCUUAUUAUUAGGGUGGUGGUGGUAAUGGUAAUGGUCUAACAAAGCGGGAAAGUAACAUACGAUACGUAUUUUGUCUUCUCACCUAAUUAUAUGUCCACACUUUCCUCUUUUCUGAAUUCUAAUUCAGUUAUAUCAUAUUCACUCACACACCAAAUCAUCAUUUUUUUCUAAUUGAUAUAUCAUUUCCCCUUUUAUUUUCUCCCUGAUCACAUCUCGUCAUCUGUGUCUGUUGGUGUGGAGUGUGUGAUGGGUUCUGAAGCAGAGGCAGAGCAAGAUAGCAACAUACCAAAGCUCCCUUUGUUCUCUGUCCCAGCAAUGCAAAUUCAAAUGGAAAUGCAGUCGCCAGAGAGACCGGGGACCUCAGCAUCGGUACCAUUUCGCUGGGAACAAGAACCCGGAAAGCCGAGACUUUGCAACGCACUUGUCACAUUCACCAAUCCCACCAACAAGUGUUUGGAGCUUCCUCCAAGGUUGCUAUCCACUACUACUGUCUUGCAUAGUCCUCAUGUAACCAGCAGCAGAUUCAGGUCUCCAUCUUUUAGAAUAGAAGACAACAGCAUAUACAAUUGCUAUGGGUCUUCUAGCACUGAUACAGGGUUGUUUGGUACUAUGGUUCUUGUCAAAGGAGACAAUGGGUGGUUUGGUUCUUGGAGGAAAAAGGUUAAAAGAGAUAUCAAUGGGAGUAGUCAUGUCUUUCCAUCUUCUUCUACUGGAACCAUUGCGGAAACUAGUUUCACUCACAACAACAAUAACAUGGUGAUGAAACGUUCUGGGAGCUCUUCUAGCCUAUCUCAUGGCAAGACUACUGUCUGGACAACCAUCUGCGAGGGGAUGAAGCAGGUGGUUCCACUUCCAUGGAGAAGCAAAAAGCUGAAGAAGAAAGAUGGGAGUAGUCUUAGGUUUUGAGAUUUUGCGGUCUCCGAAACUAUCCACUGUAUCAUCUGAACUGUACUAUAUUAUAACAGUAUAUUUAUGAGAUCAGUAUCCCAUGUUCAUCAUAGUGGCAGCAACCAGCAUAUUCAGCUGCUACUACACUACUGUAAAACUGUGGGGUUACUUCAUUCAACAGUCUCUGUUUUCUCAUGAGAUGAUAAGUUGUAAAGGAUUUUUAACCUACUAGAAAUUAGUAAUAGGUAUCUCAUCUCAUGUUGCAAUUACUCCGUUGGAUAAUUGAAAUCAAGUGCCUUUUCUCAUUUCCUUCUC